This is a messenger RNA of Diprion similis, 5606 nucleotides long. Its product is annotated as 1-phosphatidylinositol 4,5-bisphosphate phosphodiesterase epsilon-1-like. Lineage: Eukaryota; Metazoa; Arthropoda; Insecta; Hymenoptera; Diprionidae. The record is from RefSeq and is a predicted model, not a curated record. The coding region runs from base 443 to 5548 and encodes 1701 amino acids. Gene Ontology annotation, biological process: lipid metabolic process; small GTPase-mediated signal transduction; phosphatidylinositol-mediated signaling. Gene Ontology annotation, molecular function: guanyl-nucleotide exchange factor activity; phosphatidylinositol-4,5-bisphosphate phospholipase C activity. The transcript has 13 exons.
GGAGAAGCGGCCGCAGCCGCAGCCGCCUCAGAGCUCCGAGGAGCUGGAGGAUUUGCACAAGCUGCUACACUUCCCCGAGGAGGUGGCGAUCAGGUUGUCCGAGUCCGAGUACCAGUUGUUCUACCAGGUCCCGCCGAGCGAGUACCUCCGCCACGUAGCCCAGGACGUGAGCACACCUCGCAAAAGCCCGCGACCCCCUGCGUCGCCUGGCUGCACCCCGAGCACCGCCAACACUGCGACGCAAACCGAGGGGGGGGAGUGGGGGGGACUGGCACCCGUCUUCUUGUCUGUGCAGACCCUCAUCAACCGCUUUAAUGAGGUGAGCUCAUGGGUAACCAACGCUGUAACGAAUGGCGUCACCGUCGAAGAAAGACAGGCGGUACUGUCCUGCCUUCUACGGGUCGCUCAGACAUGCUGGAAUACGGGAAACUUUAACUCGGCGAUGGAAAUCAUAGCUGGCCUCAAAUCGAACAAGUUAAAACCGUUCUGGCAGAGCGUGAACGAGCCGUUGCCAAUCUUGGAAGAUCUCUCCACCGCUCUCCUCUCUUCCAAGUAUGAAGAAGCUCUGGCCCGAGCCCUGGCGAUGCCAGAGUGUCCGGUGGUGCCAUUUUUCGGAGCGUUCCUCAGGGAGCUGCGAGAAGCUCUGGCCGCCGAGACGAAGUACAACGCUGGGUCGGAGCCGAAAGAGAAGAGUUUGCAUGCUAGCAGUAACAAGGGUGAGCCCCUUGAACAUGUGCCUUCAUCCUCGCCUGGCGCGAGGAUCAGUGUGGAGAGUAAUGCGGAGGCACCCUCGGGGUGGAGUUCGGCAAGUAGUUCGCCAAAGUUCCGCCUUGAAGUGGUCGACGACACCCAAGCAGUGCUGGACAAGGUGGGGCUCUUCCACCAGCACCACCACGCCCGGGGAAAGGAUGCGGCGACGAGCUCGCUCCACCGGACCCUGAGCAUUCACACGACGGCCCUGGAGCAGGCCUACAUGACGGAAGAGUGCGACGAGAACGACUACCACCUGGACCUGGACACCUAUCAGCCGGUCCAACCGCUGGCGAACGAUCACGGGGUGGCUCUUUUCCCCGUCGGAGCUCCCCACGCCGGAAUGAACCACCACGUCCUGCAGAUCCUGCACCACGGGACAACGUUGGUCCACUGGGACUGCGACGGAGGAACGUCAAGGACGGCGUUGGUUUACGCUCGCGUCGACCGUGCGUGCGGUACCUUCACCUGGGAGAAACCGGUCUGGAGUCCCCUGAAGACCGCCUCCCUCGGGACGACGGUCACCGAGUUCUCGCUCUUCGUCAACCCCGAGGAGUCGCUUCCGGCAGGACUGACGACCAAGUACGCGGCUCGACUUCCGGACUGCGCCGCGGUCACCCUCGAGGACGGGUACCUGGACCUGAGCUCCGUCAAGGAGAUCAUGAUCGGAUGCUGCGACCGAGACCGCGACGCCGACCUCAGAGCCAUCUGCAAGAGGUACGGACUCCCGGGUUCCGAUUCCUGCAUAGGCCUGAUGUACGGAACCAGCCUCUCCGACAAUCGACUCAUCUUUCUGCUCUGUCCGCCCGCCCUGAACAAAAUUUGGUACAUGGGAUUGUGCUGGAUACUUAGAGGCUUGAAACGUCAGCAGCAACUCACCGAUCGCAGAUCACGAUGGCUGAAGGAAAAGUUCCUUCAGCUGUAUUUCGAGGAGCCGGGAAUAAUGCCUGUCACUGCCGACGCGAUUCGCGUUUUCGGCGGACGUGAUUGGGCUAUGACGGACAGCAUCGGCACGCUCUCACCGACCGGAAGUGCCACGAUGCGCCGCAGGAACGUGAAGGGAAAGAAGACGAAGUCCAUCGGAAACAUCCACGCGCUGACAAAGGAGCUGAGCUUCAAGCAGUACGAUUCUUCGUCGUCGGACGGAGGUUUGACCACCGCGCCGUUGCGACACGUCGCUGGCAGCAGGGAAUCCUUGACAAGGAUAAUCCCGGCAUCCCCACGGUCAAGCAGGGAGAGAAUGCCGCCGCGUAGUCCCCCGGGAUCCGCAGAGAGGAUCGUCACCUCCAACCUGCCGUAUUCCAGCCUGCAAAGUCUUUUGUGUGUUGCCAGAGACAAAGACAGGAACGGAUCGAGCGGACUGAGCGGAGCUUCCCAGGCGCCGUGCCACGUGAAAGCGAGGGCGAAUGCGAUAAUGUACGAAACGCAGCUAAACUUCGUUGAAUUCGUGGCGUUGUUUCGAUCGUUCAGUCUUCGGGCCCGAAAGGACCUCCGGGAUCUUUUUGGACAGCUGGCCAUCACUCGUCGAAGCCAGAGCGACGGAUCUCUUCGUGACUUUAACGCUCGUCCGUCGGUUUUGAGGCAAGCAAGUGAUUCGACCCCACAGCGUAUCGGUCUGCUUACCCGAAAUAACUCAAUCGAUUGCCACGAAUACAAGACCAGCAGUAAUUUACAAAACAAGCAAAUAUUCGACGCAAUCGCGGCUACCAGUAUCGUGAACAAUUGUUCCGGGGUUGAUACGUCAAAGUCGCAAGUCAUCACACUCACCACCUUUACAAAGUUUCUCGAAUCGCGCCAACAGGAGAAGCUCACCGACGACGAAAUCAAAGCGCUUGUCAAGAGACACGAACCAGACCCUGCGCUACGGACCCAAAUGUGUUUAUCCUUUGAGGGAUUUGCACGGUACAUGAUGGACAAGGACAACUACGCCUUCGCAAACGAGUACGCGGCUCCCGUUGAAACUGACAUGCAGCAGCCCUUGUCUCAGUACUACAUAGCAAGUUCGCACAACACCUACCUAACGGGUCACCAACUCAAAGGCGAGUCCUCCGUGCAGCUUUAUUCACAGGUCCUGCUGACCGGAUGCCGUUGCGUCGAGCUGGACUGCUGGGACGGAGACGAUGGUUCCCCGUUAAUUUACCACGGGCACACAUUCACCACGAAAAUCCCUUUUCGGCUGGUCGUUGAAGCGAUCGACAGAAGUGCCUUCGUCAGCUCUCCUUACCCGGUCAUUCUCUCCUUGGAGAAUCAUUGUUCCCAGAGUCAACAGGCUCGAAUGGCUCAAAUCUUCCAGUCGGUAUUCGGGGACAAACUCGUCACGAAAUUCCUCUACGAUUCGGAUUUCGGCGAGGAUCCUCAGCUGCCAUCGCCUUCUCAGCUUCGCUACAGGAUUCUAAUAAAGAACAAAAAACUUGUGGUCGAUCCUGGCGGGCCUCUGCCUCACGUGCCUCUCGGUCAUCGCGGUAAAAUGCUCAUGACCGACAGAGCCUCGUCCAUGAAGCAGAUGCGCACCGACAUCAACGUCACUAAUUCCGUGGUCGAUUACUUCAGCGAGGACGAAGACGACGAGGACGACGAGGACGACGACGACAACGUGGACGACAACUCGAUCUCGAGCUACGAGAAGUACCUGGGAGGCAGUCAGAGGUCAGAUCACGGUCGUCUGAAGUCGGACACGGCGGUGGAUGACAAGUCGCAGAAGCAGAGUAGUCAGAUAGCAAAAGAACUCUCGGACCUGGUAGUGUACCUUCAGGCGAUAAAAUUCCGGGGCUUGAACACGACCCCGGGCCCAGGAGUGCCGGUGCGGAUACGUCACCCAGGUCAAACGGGCCCGAUCCAACGGCACAGCAUAGCAGGAAUUGGGACCAGCGGGACGCCGGCUUCUUCCGGAUCCCCGCAGUCCCUGUCGACCUCGGCUUCGCUCGCCAGCGGUGGGAACAACAUCGAAACCUUGUUCCGAUCGACCCGCAGUGUUCCGGCCUGCUUUCAGUGUUCGUCUCUCAACGAGAGCGCGGCGAAGAAGAUAUGCCGGAAGCAGCCUCUGGGCGUUGUGGCGCACGCCGAGACCCAGCUGAUUCGAACUUACCCGGCGGGCAUGAGGAUCGACUCGUCGAACUUCAAUCCGGUGAUAUUUUGGGCGUUCGGUAUCCAGAUGGUGGCCUUGAACUACCAGACGGACGACGCGGCGCUUCACCUCAACGCCACGAUGUUCGAGCAGAACGGUCAGUGCGGAUACGUCAGGAAGCCGUCGGUCAUGUGGGACAAGGGGCACAUGAUGUACAGGCGGUUCAACCCCUGGGACAAGGAGUUCGACGGUCUUCACUCGGCGCACUUGACCCUGUCGAUAGUGUCCGGGCAGUACGUCUCGCCGACUAAUCUCCUCUCCAGCACCUACGUGGAGAUCGAGCUCGUCGGUAUACCGAUAGACUGCGCCAAGCACAAGACAAAGGCGAUACAGAACAACGCCUUGAACCCGAUUUGGAACGAGAAGUUCUGCUACCAAGUAAUGUUCAAGGACCUCGCCUUCCUCAGGUUCAGCAUCGUCGACGCAAGCUCGCACCAUCUCAUAGCUCAACGUGUCCUGCCUUUGAAGUGCCUGAGGCCAGGCUACAGGCACGUCAGACUCCGAUCGUGCAAGAACAAGCCCCUCGCCCUCUCGACCCUCUUCAUAUACUCCCGGCUGGAGGAGGAGAGCCUGGACUACGACGACACCUGCUGCCGUGAGCACAAGGAGCCGAAGAGGGGCCCGUCGACGUCUGGCAAGGAGACGGAGAAGCUGGUCAGCGUGGACCCGGUACUGGGCGGGGUGACGCUGAAGCGACGGAUGUUCUUCCUCAUGGUGUACCACGUGAUACCGGAAGAGCCGUACACCAUUCUCAAGGUAACGCAGGAGAGCACGACCCAGGAAGUGAUGCUACAAGCGCUGCAGAAGGCCGGGAUAUCGGCCGAGCACGUGGACGAGUACAUCCUGGUCGAGGAGGUCUCCAGGGGUUGGGAAAAGCGGGAGAGAGAGGAGCUGCCGACGCAGAGGGUCCUCGACCCCUCGGAGCACCCGCUGCAGGCACAGGGCCUCUGGAAGGGCCAGGGAAGGUUCCUCCUGAAACGCGUCGGCGACGAUCCGAGCAGCCGGGCGUGGCUGGCCUCGAUAAGAAGCACGGCGGCCCACUCGAGACUGAACGACACUUCGCCGAGGGAGAAGAGCACCCACAUCUGGGACGAGGCGGACACCUUCCUCGUCUGCAUCUACAACGUCUCGCCGGAGAUCCCCUACGCUAUACUUCGAGUCCCGGUGAGCAGUUCGGCUCAGGACGUUCUGGCCCAGGCCUUGGUGAAGGCGAGGCGGAUGGAGGACCCGAUCAAGUUCGCCCUCGUCGAGGAGCUAGAGUGGGGCGGGGUUGGCGCGGUAGGAAGCGGAAAUCGGCAGCAGCGGGUCCUCCGCGACGACGAGAACGUCUACAGUACCCAGGCUCUUUGGAAGACCCUGGGGAGGUUCAUUCUUCGGGAACGAGAACAGGUCCUGCCGAGACGGCACCUGCUUCCGGCGACCCUCGACCGGCUGAGCAAGGGUUUUUCGGUCGGUAGAUCGGUAUCGCUUCCGGGAUCCGGAAAGGAGAAGGUACCAGUAGCAGAGGCCCUGUCCGACCCGACCUCGAGGGGUCUUCGGCACCGGCUUCUGCUAUCGGGCCGCAGAAGAGAGGUUCAUUCCGACGGCGAGGAAUCACGCGAAUCCGACAUACUGAAUGCCGCGUUGCAUCUGAAGAAGGUUUCGCUGAGGAAGUUUCGCGUUUGGAAGUCCUAGCUAACAAAUUACACGAGGAACGUAUUCCUCGAUAUGUCGUUAUAAUGAAAAUUGGAAA